AUGUCGGCAGCACUCGGCAUUGACGGCCGGAGGGCCCGGCUCCACGCGCUUGCCGCCGAAUGGGGGGUCCACUCGCUGCCGCCCGUGGCCCCGCCGACUCCGGCCCCGCCGCCACGGACGCCGAACGACGAGUUCCACGCCGAGGAGCUGCUGAAGAGGCGGCGCAUGGCGGCAACCCCGGACAGGCAAUUCCAGAGCGGCAUCAAACGGGCCUUCAGCGCCCACAAGAAGACAUGGGAUGCCAACGAGGUCUUCGAGGCUCUCAACGCCCACGUGGCCAACGCCGGCGCGCCAGGGGUCGCCGAUGCGCUCAUUGCGAAGCUGCUGUCUGCCGGCGGCAACGUGAACGUGUCCAGUGGCAAGAGCAAGCCGAAUCUGCUUACGAGGCGAAGGAGCAUCGAGUCCAUGGAGCGCAGUCGGGUGCUGCAGAUGGCCGUCGAGAACCGCCAGACCGACAUGGUUGCCGUCCUGGUUCAGCACGCAGACCCCUUCACCCUCGAUGCGGCACUGGGCGCGGCACUGCGCUCGGGAGACCCCGUCAUGGUGAAUCUCCUGCUUAGCCGGGGCGCGAACGCCUCGCAGACACAGGACGCCCAGGACGUCUUCCGCCAGUUGUGCAUCACGGGCGGCUACGCGGACCUCGUGGGUCUUGUCCUGCAGUCGGACGGAAGACCGCCGCCGAACUGGCUUUCCAUGUCCAUGGUCGACGCUGCUCGGAGGGGCUGCCUCCAAACCGUCCUGAGGCUCAGCCGGUCGUCUGCCGAUGGAGAGUACAACAAAGCUGAGGCUCUCAAGGCCGCCGUCGCCCAGUGCAGGGUAGAUAUCGCGCUUGCCAUUCUCACCGGCGCAAAGCCGCCUACACUUGGCGGUCAGGGUGUCCUGGAGAGCUUCUCGCAGCUUCUCGGGCACACAACCAUCGGUCCAAACGAGAAACUGGCCCUCACCGAGGCGCUUCUCUGUGCUGGUGCCUCCGGGGACCUGCUUUCGGUCGCACUCUCCCAGGCUUGUGCCACUGAGUUUUACGACAUGGUAAAUCUGCUCGUCUCCUACGGCGCCUCAGUCGAGUUCCAGAACGCCACCAUCCUUCACCAUGCCAUCUCCAGGGGGCAAAGCUAUCUGGUGCAGCUGUUGCUAAGCGAAUCAUCAACCCUUAAUCCGGCCUUCGCCUCCGAGGGUGUCAAAAGUAUCCCAAAGACCAUCGCCCCAGAGGAUCGCCACGCCAUCCUCGGCAUCCUGUUGCGGAAAGGCGCGGGUGGCACCCCUUUGAACGACGCCCUAAUCGACGCUGUUCAGGCGGGUGACCUCCAGUCCGCCGAGCUUCUGCUAACGCCGCAAUUUCCCGGUGCGCAGCCCGUCUCGGCCCAGGCAGGUCGCAGGAGCUCUCCAGCCAGACAUGAGAUAGCGUCGGUUGACCAUAAGAACGGACUUGCGCUGUCUGUCGCCGUGAGAAUGGGAAACGCCCCGAUGGUGAAGCUGCUUCUUGCUGCCAGACCAUCUACUCAAAUCCUCGACCAGGUGUUUCCCCUGGUUCUCGGCCUUCAGCCCGCCCCACGCUACCACAUCGCCGAAUGCUUUCUCGCCGCUGGCCUGUCUCGACCGUGCGUUUCCGCCGCGCUGCAGCAGGCCAUCGAGGAGCAGCCUCCACUCAGGGACGAGAACCUGAUCGGCAUCCUGCUACGACAUGACGCCGACGUUAACUUUAAUGAUGGAGCUGGUAUUCUGUCAGCGAUAGCCAUGCAGGAUCUGCCCUUGCUUGAGGCCUUGUUGAGAAGCAAACCCUCGUCUCAGACCUUGGCAACCGCAAUGGCACGAGCCAUGAUGGUCAUCGACAAGUCCGUUCGCUACGAGAUAGUGAGGCUGCUUAUCGGCGCUGGAGCCGGCCGGGACGGGGUGUCUCAAGCCUUGGCUCAACUCCUGCCUGUCAAACCCACUGACAUCCAGUUGGCUGCUCUGCUUCUCGAACAGGGACGGGCCGACGCCAACUUUGAUCGAGGCCUGCCCGUGGCCAUAGCUGUGAAUGAGCCAGACCCAACUCUGCUCGAACUGAUCCUCCAGCACGGACGACCGAACCCCGACACGCUGUACCGGGGCUUAGACGCCCUCUCCGAGAUGCCUACAAACGCCGCCAAGGUGGCCAAAGUCGAUGCCAUCCUGCUCCGCACAAGGGACAAGGAGAUACUGAGCCCCGUCCUGUUCAAGGAGGUGCAGACACUGCUCAAAGCCCCUCGCAACAACCGCCACCUCGGCGCUCUCAACUCCCUGCUCUCCGCCGGCGCAGACGUCAACGCCCACAAAGCCGCCGCGUUCUGCUGCGCCGUUCGGGCCGCCGACGCUCCCAUCGUCGACCUCCUCUUCCGCGGCAAUCCCACCCCCCCUUCCCUAGCCGCCGCCCUCCCGCAAUCCCUCAACAUCCCCGACCCCAUGGACCGCCUCGCCUUCACCAAGAAACUCAUCGCCGCCGGCGCCCCGCGCUCCGAAGCCAACCGCGCCCUCAUCUACGCCAUCAACACCCACCCAGCCGACCACCCGCUGAUCACCCUCCUCGCCUCCCACGCCGACGCCGCCGACGGCGAAGCCCUUGCCGCCGCCAUCAGGCACGAACACGCCGACGCCGUCGCCAUCCUCCUCGCCCACUGCAAACCCCUGCCCCCGCCCGCCGUCCUGCGCGCCGCCUUCCAGAAUGCCAUGGCCAGCGGCGCCGCCGCCGCGCACAGAGACAGGCGCGCCGCCAUCUGCACCGCCCUGCUCAAGACCGGCGGCGUCGCCGGCCCCGUCGUCUCCGACGCGCUGCUGGUCGCGGCCGGCGAUGGCGAUGUGGCGCUCGGCAGCCUGCUGCUGGACUAUGGGGCCAGUGUCGAGCACCGCGGGGGCCAGGCUGUGGUGGAGGCGUGUCGGGCCGGCGCGCCGGCGGUGGUGCGGAUGUUGCUUGGUGGUGGUCGCACCGGCACUAUCAGGGCGGCGGGGGCGGGGGCGGGGGAGGUUAAGAUGCAGACGCUGGUGAAGGGGUUUCAGGCUGCGACGCAGGUGGGGGAUUUGGCGCGGCGGGCGGAGGUGUUGCGGCUGUUGCUGGAGAAGGGGGUGAGCGGGGAGGUGGUGCAUGCGCAGUUGGUGUCGGCGGCGAAGUUUGGCGCGGAGGGGGAGGGGCUGGUGCGGCUGCUGUUGGAGUUUGGCGCGAGUGUGGACUACGGGUCCGGCGAGGCGAUCUGGAACGCCACGCGCGGCGCGAUCAUGGGCAGUCUCAGGUUGAUGCUGGGUGUGGAGAAAGUCGGCGAGCGGCAGAAGACGCCGUCGACGGCUACUUUGCUGAGGGCGCUCAAGGCAAGCCGGAAGCUGGGCAGGGAUCCGCGCUAUCAGGUCAUCGACUGGCUCUUCCAGGCUGGGCUGCCGCCCUGCGAGGAGAUCAACAUCGCCUUGAACAGAGCGGUGAAAGAAGAGCCCGACCCCCGGCUUGUCCGAUUGUUGCUGAAGCACGGGGCGUCCCCACUGGCCAAUGGCUGCGAGACCCUGAUCGACGCUGCUGAGCUGCUUUCGGUUGAGAUUUUGGGCCUCUUGCUCGAAACGGAGAUUCCCAAGAAGGAUAUCUCAUGGACCUUCCAGCAGGCUUUUACCCCAGCGGCUGUUUCCACGUGGCUCUCGGAGAAGGGCUUUGAGGUGGCGCAGAUGCUGCUGGCGAAGGGCGCGGAGGGGGAGAGCUUGGCUCCGGCGCUGAGCGCGGCCAUUGACGCCUACGGCUCGGACAAGGAUGCGAUUGCCCGCAAGUUUGUUGGCGUCCUCCUGCAGGCCAACAUCGAUGUCAAUUACGAUAAUGGCCUGGUGGUGCAGAAGGCCGCCCGGGCGGCGGACUCCGAGCUCAUCCUGCAGGUACUCCACCGGUCGCCGAGCUCUCAUGCUGUCUCGAUGGCUUUCCCGCACAUAUUCGACGCGGACCUGUCCGAAGACGACGCUCUCCGCCUCAUCGAUAUCUUCAUCGAUUACCACGACGCGGAGGAGAGACUCGACGUCAUGUUCACUCAUCCUGAACUUGGACCGGUCCUGUUUCGAGCAGUCAACAAGUUUCCGCGCUCGGUUAAGGUCCUGAAAGCAUUGCUCGACGGUGGAUACUACUACGAUCAAACCACGACGAUGCGGGUCAUGGACGACGUGGAAGAGGACGAGGAAGUCACCCUCUUGUUCUGGGCACUCUUCCAGCCCCAGAAAAGAGUCAGUAGCGCCGUCAUCGAGCUCUUGGUUGAUCGCGGGGCCAAAGUCAACUUUGAGACGCGCUUAUCCAAGACAACGCCGCUCAUGCUUGCAAUUCAGAGCCGGCGGACCGAGCUGGUCAAGACGCUUCUCCUUGCCGGGGCGGAAGUCGACGUGACGGAUGCUACUGGCAACACGCCGAUGACCAUGGCCACGCAAAUCGGGGGAGACCUCGGCACCUCCUUGAUGUCCAGCAUCCUGGCGGCGGACCCGUCGAUCAAUGAUGGCUCCUUGCAUAAUGCCGCAAGGGAUCUCAAUCUACAGGCGAUGCAAGUGCUCGUCGAGUACGGCCACGACGUCGACUUUCCCAGCCCCCUUCACGGCGGCCGCAGUGCACUAGGCGAACUGUGUCUGAACGCUGCCCACGCGGGCCCGCUGACAGCGGCCCAGGAGAAGCGGAUGGAAAAGGCCAUGACAUUCCUUAUCAACAAAGACACUGACCUCACCAUCCAAUCUGAUGGCAAAUCCGUCAUCCUCCUCGCCCUCCACUCUGCCGACCCGCUCCCCACGACCCGCGCCCUCCUAAAGGUCGGCCUGUGGAAACAUAUCAAUAAGCCCUACAAUUACUACACGGACGGCACGCACACGUACUCGCCCACCCAGUACCUCACCCGCGUCAUGCCGGAAACCGACCUCACGCCGCAGCUCCUCACCCUCCUGCGCGCCAACCGCGCCAUAGACGUCUACUACGCCAACUCGGGCCCGCAACCCGCCGACGCCGUCAACCUCCCGCCUGACCUCCUCCACGCUGAGCGUGAGCGGCGCGCGCGCGAGGAGCGCCUCGCCGCCGAGGACGAAGAGCACGCGCGGGCGCUCUCGCGCACGCAGGAGAUCGCGCAGAUCCACAACAACAUCUUCCUCGCGCGCGCGGAGCUCGAGGACGCGCGAGCGCGGCGCAGGCAGGAGGACGAGCUGGCGGCGGUGCGGGCGCGGCAGGCGGCGGAGGAGGCGGCGUUCGCGGCGCAGCUGCAGCGGCGCAAGGCGGAGCGCGAGGCGGCGCUCGAGCACGAGCAGCGGCUGACCGAGGCCGGGCUGACGCGCGCGCGGCUGGUGGCCGACGCGGAGCUGGAGAUGGAGGACCGCCGGCGCAAGCUCGCGCUCGAGUGGGAGGACAAGAUGGCGCGGCAGCGCGAGGCCGACGCCAAGGCGCUCAGCGCCGUGCGCAUCCGCGAGCGCGAGGCCCUCGAGCGCAUCGAUGCCGCCGCUGACGCGCGCACCGUCAAGAGGAUCGCGGAGCACAAGAGGCUCGUCGAGAGCCAGACUGCGCUGGCGGCCAGGUUGGCGAAUGGUCCCGGGGGGUUGGAUCGGAGGCAGAUUGGGUAUGUUACGGGUGAACUUGAUUGA
Thermothielavioides terrestris NRRL 8126 is the source of this 5583-nucleotide messenger RNA. RefSeq lists its product as uncharacterized. NCBI's taxonomy places the organism in Eukaryota, Fungi, Ascomycota, Sordariomycetes, Sordariales, Chaetomiaceae. Bases 1 to 5583 code for a protein of 1860 amino acids. Gene Ontology annotation, molecular function: protein binding. The transcript is spliced from 2 exons. The record is from RefSeq and is a predicted model, not a curated record.